Molecule: messenger RNA, 1009 nt
Organism: Hypoxylon fragiforme
Lineage: Eukaryota; Fungi; Ascomycota; Sordariomycetes; Xylariales; Hypoxylaceae
Exons: 5
Coding region: 122-916 (264 amino acids)
Source: RefSeq, a predicted model, not a curated record
GUCUGCCAGUUGUAUCUUUGCAUCUUUCAUUCCCCAAACCAGAUUUCUCGACUAUUACUACCUGGUACUUUUGAAUAUACCCACCAACAACCAAAACUUGAACCGCCUCACUCUACCCAAGAUGAGACUCUUCUGUCUUCAACAUAUCCUAGGCCUCCCGGCCCCUUUGGCAUUGAUGCUCUUGAUGGCCAACGCAGCAGCUACACAAAACAUCACUGCAAAUAUCUCGUCCCCGGGAGUUGCUCCCCAAACCACAACGGCGAGUAGCCACCCAGUUCCGAGCGGCGACUACGUGUUCACCAUAGUCAACUCUCACACCGCGCCCGUGUCAACCAAGCACGCCCAAGGGGCAGGAAGCCCUACCGCGAUCCGGAACACCAACGAAAGCAGCAUCAUUGCCCCCUCCCAAACCGUCACAUUCGCCGUCCCCACCGGGUGGUCCGGACGAAUGGCGAUGUGGGAAGACGGCUACGUCGUCGCCGACCGAGCGUCCUUGCUAGAGGGAUCGUUCAUGCCAAACCCAGCCGAGCCCGCGAUCCUAGCGUUGGAUGUUAGCUACGUGGAUGGUUUCACAGUACCGAUGGUUUGCGAGUGCAAUCAUGCGGUGGUGGCGGGCUGCAACCUGAACCUGCACGACGUUUGUCCGGAAGAACUACGACCAAACAACAAAACGUGCGCGAAUCCGUACCGAGACACCCCUCCACCCCGAGAUGAAGAAAAUAUAUUCGUAAGCUGCAAGGGCAUGGCGUACACAUACCCCAUCGACGAUCUAGCGACCAAAGUCAAUAUCGCUGGGUGCGAGCGCAACAUCACAUGUUGCAUCGGGACGGCCUGCAGGUCGAAUCCGGGACAGUUGUUAUGUCCCGCGACAAACGGAACCGCCAGGGGGUGCGGUGAAAUGGGUAUAGAUAGAUAAAAUCUAGGAAUCGUUGUCGAUGGCUUGAUAUGCGGGAGCCCCUAGAUAUCUAUGAGGACUGGAGAUAUAUUCAUAGUUCGACAUAUCUACAAG